AUGGACUCCUCCCUCCUCAAGGCGACGGCGGUUGCCACGGUGUUGGCCGUCCUCGCCGCCACGGCGAGGGCAGCGGCCGGCUCCUACAUCCCCACAAUCGACGCCGCCGACUUCUUCCUGUGGGUGGCAGCCAACGCCAUCGUCGUCGUCAUCUGGCUCCUCUCGUCCUCCUCCCGCCGUGGCAGGACCGACGACGACGACGACGGCUCCUCGUCCUGGGCCGCCGCCGUGGAUAGCAGCAUCUACACGUCCUCGUCCGAGUACGAGGCUGCUUUCUCCGACGCGGGCAGCAGCAGCGCCCGUCGUGCGGUCGAAGUGCCGGCGUCGAGGAGGAGGAUGCCCCGGGACCGGGAGGCGAGGGCGGCCGGGAGAGCCGACCGCCCCCGCGUGCGCAAGAAACCGGCCGGCCAUGAGGUCGUGCCGAGCGCGAGGGCGGUCUUCGCGGCGGCGGCACGCGAGCCUGAUGAAGACAUACGCCGUAACCGCGAGGAGACGCUCGCAGCCUUCGCCGCCACGGCCGCCGAGCCCAACAGGCCCGGCGGCGACGGUGCCGACGACGACGAGGACGUGUCCAUGGACUCGCUGUGGGAGUCCAUCGUGCAGCGGCGCGCGGCGCGUCCGGUGGUCGUGCGGAAGAGCGAGUCGUGGGGCAACGAGGAGCUGCCCCGGCUGAAGCGAGUGGCCGAGACGGCGGCGACGACGGCGCGCCGGGAGAUGCGCAAGUCCGUCUCGGCGGUCAGCAAGGCUUCGGUUCCUCCGCCGCCACCGCAGCCGGCGGCGCCGUCGGCGGUGCGGCAACUGGGGUGGCGCACGCGGGACGUGCUCGUGGCGAUCACGCCCGACGAGCUGCUGCGGCGCGCGGAGAGCUUCAUCCGGCGGCAGCACGAGCACCUGCGCCUGCAGCGGCAGGAGUCCGAGCAGCGCCAGCUUCAGCUCCAGCGCCGCCUCCACGCUCCCGCCCUCAUCCGCGUCUAG
Molecule: messenger RNA, 975 nt
Organism: Setaria italica (foxtail millet)
Lineage: Eukaryota; Viridiplantae; Streptophyta; Magnoliopsida; Poales; Poaceae
Exons: 1
Coding region: 1-975 (324 amino acids)
Source: RefSeq, a predicted model, not a curated record